This is a messenger RNA of Acanthaster planci (crown-of-thorns starfish), 2037 nucleotides long. RefSeq names its product creatine kinase U-type, mitochondrial-like. Gene Ontology annotation, biological process: phosphocreatine biosynthetic process. Lineage: Eukaryota; Metazoa; Echinodermata; Asteroidea; Valvatida; Acanthasteridae. Gene Ontology annotation, cellular component: mitochondrion. The record is from RefSeq and is a predicted model, not a curated record. Gene Ontology annotation, molecular function: creatine kinase activity.
AUCUUUGUUUUGUUGUUCGAUCGACAAAAACAACAGUGUGCAUCUGGUGCGUACCUGUUUUUAUCCUUUUUUUACCUUCGGCGGCCAUCGAAACAGACAAUUAAUCAUCAUGGCGUCACGGUUGCUCCCACGCAUGGUUGGCUAUAGAGGCAAGUUGUCUGCCGCUGCAGCUGUGGCCGUUGGAGUAGCAGGUCUGAGCUAUAUGCGUACUAAACGAGGCCAAGCCUGCGUCAGCCAGGGGGUUAAGACUACCUUCCCCCCGUCGGCCAACUUCCCCGAUCUCCGCAACCAUAACAACGUAAUGGCGUCUCACCUGACGCCCAGUAUCUACGCCAAACUCUGUAACCGCAAGACGCCCAACGGCUACACGCUGGACCAGGCUAUACAGACUGGCGUGGACAACCCGGGACACCCCUUCAUCAAGACAGUGGGGUGUGUGGCUGGUGAUGAAGAGUCCUACGAGGUCUUCAAGGAACUGUUUGACCCAGUAAUCGAUGAAAGACACAACGGUUACAGUCCCAACGAUAUUCACCCAACCGACUUAGACUCCUCUAAGAUCCGGGGCGGUAACUUUGACAACAAGUACGUGCUGUCGACCCGAGUACGAACCGGCCGCUGCAUUCGUGGAUUGAGCCUUCCGCCGGCAUGCUCGCGGGCAGAGCGUCGCAUGGUCGAACAGGUCGUAGUCGAGGCUCUGGAUGGCCUGAGCGGUGACUUGAAGGGCAAAUACUUCCCGUUGAACAACAUGACGGAGAGCGAACAGCAGACUCUAAUCGACGACCAUUUCCUGUUCGAUAAGCCCGUGUCUCCUUUGCUCACGUGUGCCGGCAUGGCUCGUGAUUGGCCCGAUGCUCGUGGUAUCUGGCACAACAACGAUAAGACUUUCUUAGUCUGGGUGAAUGAGGAGGACCACACCCGGCUCAUCUCCAUGGAGAAGGGAGGCAAUAUGAAGAGCGUCUUCGACAGAUUCUGUCGAGGUCUAAACCAGGUGGAGAGUCUGAUCAAAACUAAAGGCUGGGAGUACAUGUGGAAUGAGCAUCUGGGCUAUGUUCUGACCUGCCCCUCCAAUCUAGGAACGGGCAUGCGAGCUGGUGUUCAUGUCAAACUGCCUAAUCUUGCCAAAGACUCACGCUUUGACACAAUCCUGGAGCGUUUGCGACUACAGAAAAGAGGAACUGGGGGUGUGGACACUGCCUCUGUUGGUGGAGUGUUUGACAUCUCCAACCUGGACAGACUUGGGCAAUCUGAGGUCCAACUUUGCCAGCGGGUAAUCGACGGCGUCGAUUUACUCAUCAAGAUGGAGAAACAGCUCGAGAGAGGGCGCUCGAUCGACAGCAUGAUUCCAAGGGCCUAAAAAUAGUAACGGACAACUUCUGACCAGUCACAAGGCGUCUCAUUCGUCGUCUGCUCACCUGUUUUCAAUCAAUCAGCUUAUAAUUGGUCACAGACACGUAGGUGUAAUCAAAGAGAGUAAACAAGCAAAUUUUGCAGGCUUCAGAUAUUAAGAGAAAAGAAUUUACAUAGUGGACGUUUCAACCCGAAGUCGAAGUAUGCAAAAGAACACAAAGUAUUUGAAACAUUUCAAACCAAUAAAACUACGGUGAAACCCGGGUACUGAAUAUUUUGAAACUCACGUUUGGUAUUUUGUCAAGAAAGAGGUGUUUUCUCUAUCGUUUAGGUCUAAUCACUAGAAAGCAACCAAACGACGAUCUUUAACGAUAUUGUUGAAUUGUGUUCAGAGGCGAUAAUCCUGUACUCAAGUUUCAAUAUUUUAUUUGCAAUUUCAAAUGAGUGCUUUUAUUUCUUAAUAUUCCGUUGGCACUCACUACAUAUCAUAAACGACAAAGUAAAAAUAGGUUUCCAAAAUAAACGCUUUUACUAAACCUGUUCCUAUUUGCAAGUGUUGUUUUGAGUUUCUUAUGAAAAUAUUGAUGUUUAAAAAUGGUGACAUUAAAAAAGAAUUUUAUAGGAUAAUAUGGAAAUGACAGUGCAAAAAGCCGAAUCAGUAUGAAAGAUUAAAUUUACACCUUAUCAACA